Messenger RNA from Cuscuta epithymum, 5820 nucleotides. The record is from the annotation of a GenBank genome assembly. Lineage: Eukaryota; Viridiplantae; Streptophyta; Magnoliopsida; Solanales; Convolvulaceae.
UGAACAUUACUUAAAGGAUCAACUAGUUUUGUUUCAUAUAUUAAUUAUUACUAGAAUCAAUCGGUUAAUACGCUUGUUAUUAAUUCGGUUCUUUCAAUGGUAGUAAACUUGGGUUGUUAAUGCAUGCUUCUCAUGAUUAAUAAGCCAAGGGGAAUUAAUUAUAUUGAUUAAACCAAUAAACCGCUUGUGUUGAGGUUAUCAAUCUCAAUCGUUUUCAUCUUGAUUUUAUUGCUACUAUCAAGUUAAUAUACGGCGCUUGUUCUAUAUUGACUCGGUAGUAAGUUUUAUUAAUGAACGCGUCUCGUUAUUAAUAACUACCCUCGAUGAACUGGAUAUACUCCUCGAUUGAGUAUUCGAGAGGAAGAUAGUUAAAGAUAUAACCGGGAUCGACGAACAUUUCAUUAAGUGGAUAAAAGCAAAACCAAGUCUUCUUCUCAUUAAUUAAACCACAUAACUCGUUCAUCUUCGUGUUUAAUUUAUUAAACCAAAUCAAACUAAAACCCCCCAUUUUGUCACUGGUUCUAUAAAAAGAAAAGUAUUCCUUUCCCUGUGGAUACGAACCUUACUUCACUAUACUACGUAUUAGUGUUGUAUUGUAUUUAUUAUUUUGAGUGCACACCACGACAAAGUGCACGUCAAAUUUGGCGCCGUUGCCGGGGAAAGGCAAUAAUUUUUCUUUUUAUUUUAAAUUAAGAAAAAUCGAAAAAAAAUAUAAAUAAAUAAAAUAUAAAGCGCUCUUACUUUUUCUAUUUCUGAGUUUACAUGAGUAUAUGGUAAAAACCCGUUCUAUAAACGAACUUACUUACCAAACAAACCCCGAAAUAGAACAAGCCUUCGAGAGGUUGAGAAAUUUAUUUCCGCACACACCCUCGGAGGAAUCCUCAAACGCUAGCUCUAGCUCUAGCGAAUCCGAAGAGUCAUUCCACAUGGCUCUCGAGACAAGGACCUUGAGGGAGCUCACAGCUCCAAACUUGAAUCAACAACCAUUAUGUAUUACCUUUCCUACUCUUGAUGAAGGUAAUACAUUUGAGCUGAAAUCUGGGCUCAUACAUUUAUUGCCAUCUUUCCAUGGCAUGAGAGGAGAAGAUCCGAAUAAACAUCUUUCGGAGUUCCACAUCGUUUGCACAAGCAUGUGCCCAAACGGUGCCACAGAAGAGCAAAUAAAACUGAGAGCCUUCCCAUUCUCAUUGAAAGAUACUGCGAAGGAUUGGCUUUUCUAUCUUCCUUCGGGAAGCAUCAACACAUGGGCACAAAUGAAGAAGUGCUUCCUCGAUAGGUAUUAUCCUGCUUCCAUCUCAUCUUCUCUCAAAAAGCAAAUAAGCAACAUCGAGCAAAAGGAUGAUGAAUCCUUAUAUGAAUUUUGGGAAAGAUUUAAGAAGCUAUGUGCUAGCUGUCCCUAUCAUGGCUACUCAGAACAAGACCUCAUCUUAUACUUUUAUGAUGGUCUUGUUGAUGAUGAUAGAAGAAUGGUGAACGCCGCUUGUGGAGGCGGCAUUGUUAAUAAAACUCCUUCACAAGCUAUAAAUCUUAUCUCGGAAUUGGCCGAGAACUCACGGCAAUUCGGUCGCAGAUCCUCAACUCGUAGAGUUGCCGCGGCAGAAUCGACAUCAUCACUGGAGAGUCAAGUUGCCGGCUUGACUUCCUUGGUUAAGGAUUUCCUCUUAAAAUCCAAGACCCAAGAAGUCAAGGUCUGCGGCAUUUGUACGCAACAAGGGCAUCCCACUGACUCAUGCUCGACUCUUCAAGAAAACGAUACAGAGCAAGUCAAUGCCUUGGGUUUCCAAGGCCACCAACAAAGGAGGUACGAUCCAUUCUCAAACUCUUACAACCCUGGAUUAAGAGAUCAUCCAAACUUGAGGUAUGGAAACUCCCAACAAUCCAAACCAUCUUCUCAACCAUCUUUUGACAAUCAAGGUUCAAACUCUCAAUCUAAUAUGUCAACGGAUGAAAUGAUACGAGCUUUGACUUCAAACAUGGUUACCAUGCAACAAAGCAUGGGUCAAUUUCAACAAACCAUGAUACAAUUCCAACAUGAAACGAAGUCAAGCAUUAAAAAUUUGGAAACCCAAGUUAGCCAAAUUUCAAAUGCCGUAAGCCGUCUUGAAGCAAAGGACUCGGGUAAACUCCCAUCUCAAACGGAGCAAAACCCGAGACAACAUGUGAAUGCAAUCAUGUUGAAGGGGGUAAAAAAAAAUGACCAAGAGAUCAAGGAGGUUGAUCAUGAAGAAGAAGCUCAAUCUGAGGAGGGAACCACAAAGGCGAAACUUCCACCAUAUGCAUCGUAUGAACCAGUAGCCCCAUUUCCCGAGGCACUGAUGGAGACAAGGAAGCUGGAGAAAGAUACUGACAUCUAUGAGACAUUCGCCAAGUGUGAGGUAAACAUUCCGCUCCUUAACUCAAUUAAAAAUGUUCCCCGUUUUGCUAAAUUUUUAAAAGAAUUAUGCAAAACAAAACGAAAGGAUAAGUCAAAAGAAAAGCAAGAGGUCAAGGUUAGUGAACAUGUAUCGGCUCUAUUUCAAAAGAAACUUCCCGAAAAAUGUAGCGACCCGGGCAUGUUCACCAUACCUUGCAAGAUAGGGGACACCGCAUUUUCUAAGGCCUUGUUGGAUUUAGGGGCAUCUAUAAAUGUCAUUCCUUACUCUGUUUAUAAAUCCCUACAACUCGGCCCACUACAUCAAACAGGUGUAGUGAUUCAACUAGCGGAUCAUUCUAAUACUUACCCGAAGGGUAUAAUAGAAGAUGUGCUAGUAGAAGUAGAAAAUAUGGUUUUUCCUGUUGACUUCUAUGUCCUUGAAAUGGGAAAUGAUGACCAAACAACACCCAUCCUUUUGGGUAGACCCUUCUUAAAGACCGCAAAAACAAAAAUUGACGUGUCUAGUGGUUCAUUAACUUUAGAGUUCGAUGACCAAAAAGUAGAGUUCAACAUCUUUGACUCUACGAAAAAACAAAUUAAAGCCCAAUCUCUUUGUUCUUUAACUGUUUUUGGACCACAAGAACCAAAGUCCUUGAAGGAAUCUAAUAAAAUCCCAAUUUUUCAAAAAAAUAAGAAUAGGGGAUCAUCUGCGGUUGAGGAGGCAAUAAAAACAAAAAUUCGACCUUACUGGAAAAGGUCGAAAAACAAAAUGAGUACGAGGCCAAACAAGAUUGUUCACGAUCCCACUUAAAAUAGAAAAUAAAAUAAAAAUAACGUCGUGCCGCGACGUUAAAUCAAGCGCUUCUUGGGAGGCAACCCAAGUUUGUAUUUUGAGCAUUUUCAUUUAUUUUUGUGUGCGAGAAAACCUUUUCAAAAAAAAAAAAAAAAAAAAAAAAAAAUUAAGGCCAGACCCGGCCGGGUAACUUUUUGAACCCGGUCGGAUCUAGCAGAAAAAUAUUUUCACCAGACCUCCACCCGACCGAAGCAAGUCACAAUUAUUUCGAAAUUUUUUUUUUACCCGACCGGGCAACUCCAACAAACCCGGCCGGGUAACUAAAUUAUUUGGUACCAGACCACUGCUUUGCAAAUCCGACCGGGUCAAACCACAUACCCGGCCGGACAAAAAAAUAAAAUAAAAUAGUCAAAAUUAACUAAUACCCGACCGGGUACUUUAUUUCACCCGGCCGGGUAUUCAUUCCAGUAGCUACUGGAUAGGCGGGAUCGAAAGGCCCGACCGGGUCUAUUAACCCACCCGACCGGGUGAACGGGAAAACACCCCUAUACCAGGUCGGGCUACCCUCUUCCUCUCCCAAUCUUCUUCUUCUUCCUACGAACCAACCCCCAAAAUCCCCCAUUUUUACACUCCAAAAGCUUCGAAUCUACCCCAUUUCUCCACCAAAUCAAUCAAAUAAAAUCAUUUUCUUCAUCUCCCAUUCACCCUCUUCCACUCUAUACCCAUAAAUCCAUCUCAAAUCCACCAAUUACACCAAACCCACAAAACCCUACCCCAAAUCCGAAAAUCCCCAUUUUUGGGCAUUCAAGGUCCAAAAUCAAACCCAAAAUCCCCAACCAAUAUCAUAUCCUUGUUCUCCUCACCAUUCUCUUCCAAACCAUACCGAUAAAAACUCUCCAAAACACACCCUAGCCAAAAGUCCGAAAAUCCUUCAAGAAAAAACCAAAAAAAAUCAAAUUCAAUGGCUCCAAGAAAAUCAAAAGGCUCUUCCUCAAGGGGUAACCGAGCUAUACCACCGGUGCCGGGCUACGAGAAUGUGGAUUUGGCUACGGAGGGUCAAAGGGAAAGCUUCAUCAACCAAACAAAGAGGGAGGUAAAACAAUCCCGUUUCAUGUGCUUAACUACUCUAGCAUUACUGUGGAUUGAUGUUGUGAUGCGUGACAUAUUUGCGAGAAUUGGAAUGACUAGAAUAUUUGGAAUGCAAUAUGUUACAUAUCCUCAUUUGGUGUAUGAAUUUUUUAGCUCGUUUGCGUAUACGAAAGAUGUGGAUGAUCAUGCAAAUGACAUCAUCACCUUUCGUUUACUAAAUGAAAAUCGUUCAUUAACCAAAAGGGAAUUUGCUCAACACUUUGGCCUCCCAUUAUUUGAUGAAGCACGUACAUAUGAUUCUCUUGUGGGAUAUGAGUUGUGGAAGAGAAUGACAGGAAAACCUGUGGUUGAUCUUUCUAAGCUGAGCGUGAACCGUGUGCAACAUCCGGUCUUCCGACUAUUCUUAAAAUUCUGCUCCAAUUGUUUUCUCGGAAGACCAAAUAAUCAUCACACACGGAUUUGGGAUGUGUGCGUUCUAGCACAAGCUGUUUUGCCUGGCCCGGAUCAAGUUGAUGUUGCCACCAUCUUAUGGACCCAUUUCUACAACGUGGCAACAUCAACAGGACCAAUUGUGAUGGGGGGCCUCAUCACACAUAUAGCCACUUUAUAUGGUUUUGUAGACCACGGCCCCAUCACCUCAAGACAACUUAUUUGCACUGAAUGGCUUGUAACAAAGACCCUAGACUUGGUAUCCUCUCACAAAACACCAACCGGGGCACAAGUCUAUAAUUGGCGCAUCCUCCCACGCACCUCCAUCUACCUCCAAAUACCCUCGGCCGAUGUCCCCCUGGAUAUCAUCGAUCACCAAAUCGGGGAUGGUCAUCACUAUUGUCUUCCCGGGGCAAUCCCGGAUCAUUAUGAAGAACCCAUCCAAAAUGAAGAUGAUGAAGAACCACCAAUCAUACCCGAACAACCCCCACUAAUGCCUGAACAACCACAACCUCAAGCUUUUCACUACACACCUUUCGAGCAACAAAUGCUCGAUAACAUGGCCAUGCUCAACAACAACUACACCCAACUUCGGAAUGAAGUUGGAUUAUAUCGUACGGAGCACAGGCAGAGCUUUGAGAGGAUGGAGGAGCAGCGGCAGGCAGACUGGCGUAGAUAUGAGGAAGACCGCCGGAGAGAUGAGGAGGACCUACGGAGGACCUAUGGUCCUAUUUAUUCCUAUAUGGCGCAUCAGGGUGGAUUUGCAUCUAUGACCACUCCCCCUCCCGCACCCUCUUGGUAUGAUCCCACUGCAUGGGGUUAUUUUGGAGGCUCGAGUUCCGGUGGUGGAGGCGAUGAUGGUGGUUAUGGCGGUGAUCACAUGGAUGAGGACAGACACCAUGGUGGCGGUAUGGGCGGGCACUAGGGACAGUGCAAUGACUCAGCUGGGGGGAGACUAUUCUGGAUCCUAAGGGUGAUGAUGAAAGGGAGUUCGUUGGUGAGAAAACCAAUUUCGAAGACCUCUUGAUGUUGGGGAUAUUUUUUGUAAUCAUUCUGCUUCUAGAUACACUUUAUGGUGGUUGUUUUGAUACUGUUGUUUUGAAGACUUCAUGGACAUGAUUUAUUUUACUCGAGACGAGUAAAAGUUCAAGUGUGG